Molecule: messenger RNA, 1266 nt
Organism: Penicillium pulvis
Lineage: Eukaryota; Fungi; Ascomycota; Eurotiomycetes; Eurotiales; Aspergillaceae
Product: aminotransferase class I/II-fold pyridoxal phosphate-dependent enzyme
Exons: 3
Coding region: 1-1266 (421 amino acids)
Biological process (GO): biosynthetic process
Molecular function (GO): transferase activity; pyridoxal phosphate binding
Source: RefSeq, a predicted model, not a curated record
AUGAGUUCACAACGCAGCAUCGGGGCAUCUUCCAAUGGAAAAACACUCGUCGACUCAUUCAAAGACGCGUUAUCGCGCAGAGAGGCCAAAUCUGCACGUCGCAGACUGACAAUCCUACCACAAACGGCAGUCGACUUCUCAUCCAAUGAUUUUCUCUCACUCUCCACAGCCCCAGCAUACCGCAAUCGGUACCUGGCGCACGUGAACAACACGCCUGAAUUCUUCCCAUUCGCCAGCGGAGGAUCGCGAUUGCUAGAUGGCAACUCAGCUUAUGCAGAGGAAUUGGAGCGUUUCGUGGCCGAUUUUCAUGAAGCGCCCGCGGCGCUUCUAUUCAAUUCCGGCUAUGAUGCGAAUAUUGGCAUUUUGUCUAGUAUUCCGCAGCCAGGUGAUUUGAUCUUAUAUGAUGAGCUUAUUCAUGCUAGUUCACAUGAGGGUAUGCGUCUCUCUCGGGCUGGACAACGGGAGAUGUUUCUGCAUAGCUGUCCUGUCAGCUUGAGGGAGGUUCUUGAAGCGCAAAUCGAACAGGAUCCCAAAGUGAAGGAUGGGUCGCGGAAUGUCUUUGUGGUUAUUGAGUCUAUCUAUAGUAUGGAUGGAGAUGUGGCUCCCAUUAAGGAGUUUCUUGAUGUUGUGGAUGAGCUUCUCCCUUUGGGGAAUGGGUAUUUUAUUGUUGAUGAGGCACAUGCGACUGGUGUUUGUGGACCAAAGGGCGCCGGUGUGGUUCAGGCACUGGGAGUCCAGGAUCGCAUUUUCAUUCGCGUUCACACUUUUGGCAAAGCUUUGGCUAGUCAUGGUGCGAUGGUACUGUGCGGCCCAGAAACAAGAGACUAUUUGAUAAAUUAUGCUCGAAGCCUGAUUUAUACCACGGCCCUCGGGUUUCCCUUCCUUGCCUCGAUUAGAACGGCCUAUGAGCUUCUGUCCUCUGGAGAGACAGAAUCGUUGCAAGACCGAGUUCAAAAACUGAUCGGACAUCUCCAUAAGUCUUUGGCAUCGCUACAGAUUCGCCAGUCGGUCAUGUUCGAAGUGGAUCAUUUCCCGACAUCUCCCAUCUUUUCGCUUCGAACAUCCCAACCCCGUGAAUUAGCAAGCUUUUGUCAGAAAGCGGGAUUUAUCGUUCGGGCUAUAAUGCCUCCCACGAUUCCCGAUGGCAAGGAGCGUGUGCGUGUUUGUCUGCAUGCUGGCAAUACCGAAGAAGAGGUCGAAGGACUGGUACAAACGAUCCAGUCGUGGUUGGAUAUAGCUCCGGCUCAAAGGGGAACAAAAUUAUGA